Nicotiana attenuata is the source of this 2227-nucleotide messenger RNA. Its product is annotated as rho GTPase-activating protein 5-like. The transcript is spliced from 5 exons. The coding region runs from base 551 to 2008 and encodes 485 amino acids. The record is from RefSeq and is a predicted model, not a curated record. NCBI's taxonomy places the organism in Eukaryota, Viridiplantae, Streptophyta, Magnoliopsida, Solanales, Solanaceae. Gene Ontology annotation, molecular function: GTPase activator activity. Gene Ontology annotation, biological process: signal transduction.
UAUCUCUUCCUCCCAUCUCCAACAAAAACUAUACUGAUUCCGAUUCAAGAACCUCUCUACCCACUAACCCAAAAUCAAUAAAAGCAAUAAACAAAUACCCUUCAAAUCCAACUUCACAGCAAAGCAUUUCAACUCUUUUUUUUUUUUUCUUUUCUUUUUUAAUAGUACUUUUAAAAAGACUGUCUUUAUUGCUUCUUCAACGCGCCAUUAAAAGGGCUAGUUCAAGAAACAAUAAACAAUAUGACAGACUUCGUGAUUCUCACGUCCCACAUCUCUUAACUUGAAGAAACUAGCUUACCCCAUUUUCCCAUUUCUUAAAUCCAAUUCCUUUUUUCCCCUUCCAUUACUAUAACCAUAUUUUCUUUGUCAAAAUCCAAGAAUUGGUCUUUACUGGGUUUGAUGUUUCUUACCAUUUCAAUCUAAGAAUCUGAAAAAAUCAUUUCUUUACUGAGUUUGGUGGGUUUUUGCCAUUUCAAUUCAAGAAUCUAGAAAAAAAGAUCAUUUCUUUAUUGGAUUCUUGAUACAUUUUUAUACACCCUUUAAAGCAGCCAUGACAGAGGUCCUCCACUCCUCUUCUCCUUCCUCUUCUUCUCCUUCAAUAUCUACACCUACACACAAUGGCCACACAUUGUUUAUAGAAGAAGAAAUUGAGAGGGGUUCUGAGGUUGCUGUUUGUGAUUCUGAGGAAGAAAUAGAGGAGAAAAAGAGAGAGAAAGAAAGAAGAGAUCAUUUGUCUUUAUUGGCUCUUUUAGUGACAUUGUUUAGGAAGAGUUUUUGGAUGGCUUGUAAGACAGAUAGGGAAGGAGGAGGAGAUCUAUGUGGUGGUAGUAGGGGUAUGGAAAUUGGGUGGCCUACUAAUGUGCGCCAUGUUGCGCAUGUUACCUUUGAUAGGUUCAAUGGAUUCUUGGGUCUUCCUGUUGAAUUUGAGCCUGAAGUUUCCAGAAGAGCCCCCAGUGCUAGUACCACUGUAUUUGGAGUGUCAACGGAGUCCAUGCAGUUAUCAUUCGACUCCCGUGGGAAUAGUGUUCCAACUAUUCUCCUUCUAAUGCAAAGGCGUUUGUAUGCUCAAGGGGGUCUACAGGCAGAAGGGAUUUUCAGAAUAAAUGCUGAAAACAGCGAGGAGGAGCUUGUUAGGGAGCAAUUAAACAGGGGAAUAGUUCCGGAUGGGAUUGAUGUACAUUGUUUGGCAGGUCUCAUUAAGGCUUGGUUCAGGGAGCUGCCAAGUGGGGUAUUAGAUACUCUUUCUCCCGAGCAGGUCAUGCAAUCCCAAUCAGAAGAGGACAGCAUUGCACUCGUGAGACUUCUGCCACCAACAGAAGCUGCUCUGCUGGACUGGGCUAUCAAUCUCAUGGCUGAUGUUGUCCAGGAAGAACACCUUAACAAGAUGAAUACGCGCAACAUCGCAAUGGUGUUUGCUCCUAACAUGACACAGAUGGCAGAUCCGUUGACUGCACUGAUGUAUGCUGUCCAAGUAAUGAAUUUCUUGAGGACCCUCAUCGAAAGGACCUUAAAAGAAAGAGAAGAUUUCCUUGUUGAACCGGCUUCUGUUUCUAACCUAGGGCGGCCUGAUGAGAAUGGUCGUCAAAGUCCACCGCAACUAUCUCUGGAGAGCACCAAUGAAUCAGAUGAACUGACUGAGCAGGUAUAUACUGUAGAAGAGCCCGAUUCAGCCAAGGUGUCUGAAUCUAAUCGAGUAGAUAACAUCACUGAUGAUGAAUAUCUUAGUUAUACAACUUCUUCAGAGGAAUCCGACGAUAGUGUAUCUUGUGAAACUCCUAUCCAUGUUAAUACCAUGGCAAGAGAAGGCUGUGUGACAAAAGGUUCAAACUUUGAAGAGGACACUCAAAGGAUAGGCCAGUCAAGUGAUUCUAAUCAGACGAAGGAUGUUCUGAAAAUCGAUUUAGAGCCAACUGUAGUUCAGUCUCUGGGAAAUGAUAGUAAAUCGAAAGGAAUAAGCAACUUGAGCCGCAUAAACUCAAUGACAGAGCGGAUAGAAGCCUGGCGGUAAAGAGGAGUGAACAACUUUCUAUGCUGACUAAGAUGGUAACAGUUACUAUUUGGUUGUGAAAAUGUGAAUGGUUAAUGCUUCAUGUAUGUGUUCUAGUGUACUGUCGGUGGUUUUUUUAACUGGUUACAGUUUGAUGUGUACAUUAUACAGUCUGCUUUCUAAAUACUAGAACGCGAAUAUGAUUGAUCUGCACCUGCACAAUGUGGAUGUCCACCUCCA